GCUUCCAGUGUAACGCGGGAAACGCUACGGCGUUGGUUCGAUGUGUUUCCACCGGGAAGCCUCCGCCAAGUUAAUCCGCAUAUUUACGAAUAUUGACAAAUGGCAAAUGAGCCCUUCUUCUGUUUUUAACCGUUUUCCAUCGACCUCUGGUUGUCCCCAGCGGCACCGCUGUCCCCGCUGUGCUGUGUGCGGACCUUUUGAACUGGCCUGGAGCAGCAGUUCGUUAUAAGGCGGUUUGACGCUACUCUUUCAGGUUUGCUCCGUAUCCACCGAGAAGUUGUUAGCUUCAGCACAAAGAGGGGACUCCUGCUAACUUGCUAAACGGCCAGCGGACACCCUGUUGCACUUGCUAAAGCCAUGGAUACGUUUCAGAAGGUGGAAAAGAUAGGGGAGGGGACGUAUGGAGUGGUUUACAAAGCUAAGAACAAAGUCACGGGAGAAACUGUUGCUCUGAAGAAAAUCAGGCUCGACACGGAAACAGAAGGUGUUCCAAGCACUGCUAUCCGUGAAAUUUCACUCCUCAAAGAGCUCAGUCAUCCCAAUAUUGUCAAAUUGAGGGAUGUCAUCCACACUGAAAACAAGCUUUACCUUGUUUUUGAGUUCCUUCAUCAGGAUUUGAAGAAGUUUAUGGACUCUUCCUCAGUCACUGGGAUUCCAUUGCCUUUGAUUAAGAGUUAUCUGUUCCAGUUGUUGCAAGGCCUAGCCUUCUGCCACUCUCACAGAGUCCUUCAUCGAGACCUGAAGCCACAGAACCUCCUCAUCAAUGCCCAGGGUGAGAUCAAGCUGGCUGACUUUGGCCUGGCAAGAGCCUUUGGCGUUCCUGUCCGUACAUACACACAUGAGGUGGUAACACUUUGGUACAGGGCACCAGAAAUCCUUCUGGGCUGCAAAUACUACUCCACAGCUGUUGACAUCUGGAGCCUGGGGUGCAUCUUUGCUGAAAUGAUCACUAGAAGGGCCUUAUUCCCUGGUGACUCCGAGAUCGAUCAGUUAUUCAGAAUCUUUCGCACCUUGGGUACGCCUGAUGAGACAGUCUGGCCUGGAGUCACAUCAAUGCCCGACUACAAGCCAUCUUUCCCUAAAUGGGCCAGACAAGAUUUAACCAAAGUGGUGCCUGUUCUUGAUGAGGAUGGCAGAGAAUUACUGGGAGAAAUGCUAAAUUAUGAUCCAAACAAAAGGUUGUCUGCCAAAAAUGCCCUUGUUCAUCGGUUCUUCCGUGAUGUCACCAUGCCAAUUCCUCAUCUAAGGCUCUGAGUCGUGCAAAAUGUCAAAUUCUUUUAUUGGCAGCAAUGUCACAGCAAUAAGAAUCUUCUCAUAAAAAUGGACAAAACCAGUGGACACUGCAGGUUAUGUUGUACAUUUAAUGGUUAUGGGAUAAGACAGAUAUCUGGAAGGUUUCACAGUGUUUUUCUGUCCUGAUGUUGGUAUAGUUAUAUAUGUUUAAUAAUUUUCAUUAUUUCCAAUAUUUAUGUAUAGCUACCAUUGUUGAUGUAAUUUUUUUAUUUGUAACAGAGAUGGUCUUCAGACAGAGUUCAUGUUUAUUGUAGUUAUAGACCAUUAUAUUUCUCAAUGAGUACAUCCAAAUUCCAAUAGUUAAAUAUAGAGUAAAAUAUGAUUAUAGAAGUUUGUGGGAUAGUGCAAAUAACAGAUGUUGUGCUAUGUAAACCGCUACAAAAUGGGGCCGAUUCUCAACAGAAUGAAACCCCCGACAGUUUAAACAGCAGUUGCUCAAAGUGUGUUUUUCCAGUAGUUACGUUCAGUAUUUGGGUAAAAAUCAUCCUUAUUUUCAUCCUGACAACUAAACCAACUGUUUAAUAGUCAUGCAGGUCUAUAGGCAAGAUUUUUGAAGUUCUCAUUUUUGCACGUCCGCGAUAUUCCCAAUUCCCCUGUUGUAAUUCAGAUUUUACUAAAUUUAAUGUGCUGAUGAUCUUUUUUUUUUCUUACUCUAAAUUUUAUCCAAAAUUAAUGAAAAGUUUUUUAUGGUUAAUGUAUAUUUACAUGUAAAAAAAUAAACUUGUUAAAUAGCUUUUA
Messenger RNA from Betta splendens (Siamese fighting fish), 2031 nucleotides. It is a transcript of the gene cdk2, whose product is annotated as cyclin-dependent kinase 2. Bases 358 to 1254 code for a protein of 298 amino acids. The transcript has 7 exons. Gene Ontology annotation, cellular component: cyclin-dependent protein kinase holoenzyme complex; cytoplasm; nucleus. The record is from RefSeq and is a predicted model, not a curated record. Lineage: Eukaryota; Metazoa; Chordata; Actinopteri; Anabantiformes; Osphronemidae. Gene Ontology annotation, biological process: regulation of gene expression; protein phosphorylation; regulation of G2/M transition of mitotic cell cycle. Gene Ontology annotation, molecular function: ATP binding; cyclin binding; cyclin-dependent protein serine/threonine kinase activity.